This is a messenger RNA of Racocetra persica, 238 nucleotides long. The record is from the annotation of a GenBank genome assembly. Lineage: Eukaryota; Fungi; Glomeromycota; Glomeromycetes; Diversisporales; Gigasporaceae.
AAAGAUUACAGGGAACGUGCGCAUUUGGAAUAUGCUGAAAAACUCAAAGAUCGUUAUAGAAAUUUACCAGAAAUUAAAAGAAUAUCCAGGCACCGACAUAUACCAAAAGCUGUUAAAAAUGCACAAGAUACAAAACGUAUUAUGUUACAAUCUCAACGCCGUAAAGAAGAGAACUUGCGCAAGCAUUCUAAAAAGGAUUCUGUACCAUAUAAAGCUGAGAGGAAAAAAAGUAUUAUUG